AAUCCUAUCCGAUCGGCCACGACGAUCGCCCGGAACCAGGAUGGGUAGCCAGGGACAAGCGGCACCCGGAGGCCGUGGAGACGCCGGCGGAAGGGCGCACUUCGUGUUCGUCCCGCUGAUGGCGCAGGGCCACCUCAUCCCGGCCGUCGACACCGUGCUGCUGCUCGCCACCCACGGCGCGGUCUGCACCAUCGCCGGGACCCCGGCCACGGCCGCGCGGGUGCGCCCGACCGUCGACUCCGCCCGGCGCUCCGGCCUGCAGGUCCGGCUCGUCGAGUUCCCGCUCGACUACGCCGCGGCCGGCAUGCCGGACGGGGCGGACAACGCGGACAACGUCCCGGCGGAGCACAUGCGGAGCUACUUCGGCGCCAUGGCGCGCCUCCGCGAGCCGAUCGAGAGCUACCUCCGCGCGCGCGCGCCGUUCCCGACGUGCGUCGUGUCGGACUUCUGCCACCCCUGGACCACGGUGCUCGCGGCCAACCUCGGGGUCCCGCGGCUCAGCUUCUUCAGCAUGUGCGCCUUCUGCCUCCUGUGCCAGCACAAUGUCGAGCGGUUCAAAGCCUUCGAAGGCGUCGCCGCCGACGACGAGCCGGUCGUCGUGCCGGGGCUGGAGAAGAAGGUCGCGGUGACGAGAGCGCAGGCGCCGGGCUUCUUCCGGGGGUCGGCGGCGUGGGAGGUGUUCGCGGACUACAUCGAGCGCGCGCGGGCCGAGGCUGACGGCGUCAUCAUGAACACCUUCGAGGAGAUGGAGCCGGAGUACGUCGCCGGCUACGCGGCGGCCAGGAAGAUGAAAGUCUGGGCCAUCGGGCCGGUGUCUCUCUACCACCAGCAGCGCGCCGCGACGCUGGCGGCGAGAGGGUACGCCACCGCCGCCAUCGACGCGGGCGAGUGCCUCCGGUGGCUCGACGGCAAGGAGCCCGGCUCCGUCGUCUACGUCAGCUUCGGGAGCAUCGCUCGGGCGGGCGGGAAGCAGGCCGUGGAGCUCGGCCUCGGGCUGGAGGCGUCGGGGCACCCGUUCAUCUGGGUGGUCAGGAACGCCCACGAGUACGACGCGGCGGCGCGCGCCUUCCUGGACGAGCUCGAGGCGCGCGUGGCGGGGCGCGGCCUGCUCGUCCGGGGGUGGGCGCCGCAGGUGCUGAUCCUGUCCCACGCCGCGGUGGGCGGGUUCGUGACGCACUGCGGGUGGAACUCGACGCUGGAGGCCGUCGCGGCGGGGCUGCCGGUGGUGACGUGGCCGCACUUCACGGACCAGUUCCUGAACGAGAAGAUGGCAGUCGAGGUGCUGGGCAUCGGCGUCAGCGUCGGGGUCACGGAGCCGCUCAUGUACCGGGCGGUGGAGAAGGAGAUCGUGGUGGGGCGGGGCGUGGUGGAGGCGGCCGUGAGGAGCGUGAUGGGCGGCGGGGAGGAGGCGGAGGAGAGGCGGCGGCGGGCCCGCGCGCUCGCGGCCAAGGCGAGGGUGGCUAUGCAGAAAGGCGGGUCGUCGCACGGCAACCUGCUGGAUUUGGUCAAGCGCUUCAAGGCCGUUUCUUGAUUGGCGUAGCGUGGUGAGCGAAUGGCAGUUGCAAAAUCAUGCUAGGGACGGUUUCUGUCUUCUGUUUAGCGUAGCUGUCGUUCAUUCAUGACAUUGCUUUUGUUUCUUGGAAGCACAACUAGACACGUCACCGUUUAUGACCACCUACGAGGUGACGUAGGCACCAUAGAUUUAGAUAUUUUUUUAAAAAAAUCUCAUAGAUAUUAAGAUAGAUAUAAGAUAUUACACAUUGUUGUAUCGCAUAGAUAUAAGAUGUUAAAAAGAAGAGAAAGAGUUUGAUAUGAAACCGCUCCAAA
Messenger RNA from Panicum hallii, 1827 nucleotides. Its product is annotated as UDP-glycosyltransferase 73C3-like. NCBI's taxonomy places the organism in Eukaryota, Viridiplantae, Streptophyta, Magnoliopsida, Poales, Poaceae. The coding region runs from base 41 to 1531 and encodes 496 amino acids. The record is from RefSeq and is a predicted model, not a curated record. The transcript has a single exon. Gene Ontology annotation, molecular function: UDP-glycosyltransferase activity.